Messenger RNA from Dermacentor silvarum, 2510 nucleotides. RefSeq names its product protein DEK. Gene Ontology annotation, cellular component: nucleus. The coding region runs from base 169 to 1707 and encodes 512 amino acids. Lineage: Eukaryota; Metazoa; Arthropoda; Arachnida; Ixodida; Ixodidae. The record is from RefSeq and is a predicted model, not a curated record. Gene Ontology annotation, molecular function: histone binding; DNA binding. Gene Ontology annotation, biological process: chromatin organization; regulation of double-strand break repair. The transcript has 12 exons.
GUUAUCGUCCUUCGUCGCCUCGCCGUGCUGUGCCGCGCGAUAUGUUACCUGCGUUUCUGUUUGGAAUUUGUCACUGAGCGAUCGGAUUAUAAAGCGGCGUGCGGUCGCGGUCACUCAAAAGCGCUGCGGAGAUAGAAAACGCGCUUCCAUCAACCGCCUGUUGUCGGCAUGAUGCAGGCUGCAUCGGAAGAAAAGGCCCCUCCAGAGGACAAGCAGGAGGACGGAAACUCUGCUGCUGAGGAGAGCAGUGACGAUGAGGAGCCAAAGCUUGGCCUGCUGGACCAGCCGCUGGAGCUGUCGGGUUCUCGGCAGCGCAAGAAGGUUGAGCGGCUGGACGUGAGCUUCCGCACAGCGGCACGCGAGCGGCCCCCACCAGAGCAAGGAAAAGGCACACCACUGGGUGACUGCCCCCGCAUCGAGCACAACAUCAGCCGUGAGCGCUCGGAGAGUCUCAAGGUCUUGCAUCGACUGCUCUUUGGCCGCCCAGGAGCGCCGUCCGAGAUCAAGAAGAACUUGCGCAAGUUCAGUGGGUUUCCCUUUGAGAAGGACUCUGCAGAGUAUGUGAAGAGACAAAAGAUGGUCGCAAAGCUCAAAAAGACUGCCCACAAGGACUUGCUGGGUAUGCUUGACUUGGAGAAGAGUGGCACAGUCGAGGAGUGCACGGAUCGCAUUCUCAACUUCCUGCUGAAGCCCUUUGAUAACAAGAAGCCCCUGCCAGCUGCCAAGAAGGGAAAGAGAAAGUCUACGACACCUGCUUCCGCUGGCAAGGGCCAGACCAAGAAACGAAAGACGGCAACUCCCAAGGCCGAGAAGAAGGGGAAGGCAUCUCGAAAGCGGCCUGCUGAUGAAGACGAGUCUGAGGUCGAGUCCGAGGAUUCUGUGCAAAGUGAAGAGGAAGAGGAGGAGGAGGAAGAAAAGAAACCAGCCAAGAAGGCCAAGCCUGCAAAGAAGACCAGCACUCCUGCCAAGCGGAGGAAAGUAGCAAAGAAAGAGGAGUCCGACGAGGACGACGAGUCUGACAAGAAGGAUGAGUCUGAUGAGAAGGAUGACUCUGAUGAAAACGAUGAGGACGACGAGAAGGACAAAUCAAAUGAGAAGGACGAGUCUGACGAGAAAGAGGACUCCAACGAGAAGAACAGUGUUGACAAGGAAGACGAAUCUGAGGAGGAGCCUGAGAAGAAAGCCGAACCCCCAAAGAAGGCUGAGGCUGUGAAGAAAGCUGAGCCUGCCAAAAAAGCCGAGCCUGCCAAAAAGGCUGAGCCUGCCAAGAAGGCCGAGCCUGCCAAGAAGGCUGAGCCUGCCAAGAAGGCCGAGCCUGCCAAGAAGGCCGAGCCUGCCAAGAAGGUCGAGUCUGCAAAAAAGACGGAGCCCGCUAAAAAAGCGGAACCCAUAAAGAAAUCUGAGCCUGCAAAGAAGGCCGCACCUGCCAAGAAGGGUAGGAAGAAGCAAGAGUCUGAAGAUGAGGACGAAGCAGAUGAGAAACCAACUACAGAUGGCAAGGCGGAAGCACCGGCCAAGACUACCGACUGUGCAGAGCCAACGGAAGAAGACAUCAAGGAGCUGAUAAGGAAGAUUCUGGAUGGGGCAGACCUGGAGGAGAUCACCAUGAAAAAAGUCAUCCAUGCGGUCUUUGACAAGUAUCCCAACCAUGACCUUUCGGGCAAAAAAGAGUACAUCAAGUCAACAGUACGAUCGCUCAUCUCAUGAUUGGGUUCUGGCCCAAGGUCCUUGCAGCAGCGCUGAGCAAGGAAUGGUCCCCAAGGAUCCUUUUUAACCCCUUUUCCUAAAUUUGCUGCUGACCCUAUUCUCCUCUUCCACUGAAGAUGCAUAUGCCACCUGGACUUGCCCCGUCGUGGCUUGGCAGUGGCAAUGGCCAUGGGUGGCGUGCAUUUGUUGGCAUGCUGGCUAGGUUCUGUCGGCUGCAUGCAAGGAGCAAUUCUUUAGUGGCAGACCGAAUGUUUAUACGAAGAACAAAUGAAAUUGUCUUUUUCUUCUGUAUUUUAUCUCUCCACCCCCCCCCCCCCCUUAAUUUUUUUCUGUCCCCCUGCACAAUGGGAUGAAUAUGGAGCAUGAAACAGGUAGUUAUGGUACAGUACCAUUACAUUAUAAUUCUUGCAUCGUGCACUCAUGGUAUUUCUUUGAACAUCUCAAGCUGGAAAUUAACAGCAGAUUUUUUUUUUUUUAGUAAACAAGCUCGAUGUUGACUUGUCGCAAACCUAGUGUAGAAGCCUAGCUUCUAUACUUAGAUGGGUUUGUUUCUUCCUCUCCUUUGUUUUUUUUUUUUUUUUUAUUUUCAAGUGCAUUGUAUAUAAGCCAUUCACUCAUUGUUGGUCUGCUGCAGUUUUAGAAGCGCAUAGCCUUUUGAAAGGAUUUAAAAGCCAAGGUGGCGUUACUUGGAGAAAGAUGAUUUUAGUGUAUUGUGUAGUAGUUUUAGCAGCCACAAAGCCUUGUUAAAAUGCCUAAGCUCGUAUCACUUUUACGAGUGGAAAUAAAGUGGUUUUCAUUUUGCA